Molecule: messenger RNA, 1473 nt
Organism: Ipomoea triloba (trilobed morning glory)
Lineage: Eukaryota; Viridiplantae; Streptophyta; Magnoliopsida; Solanales; Convolvulaceae
Product: coiled-coil domain-containing protein 93
Exons: 8
Coding region: 475-1182 (235 amino acids)
Biological process (GO): Golgi to plasma membrane transport
Source: RefSeq, a predicted model, not a curated record
UAAUUCUCAGAAAACUAUUAAUUUUCUUGAAUGUAAACUUGAACUGAUAUCUGAAACACUAAUCUGAUAGUUCAUAGCUUGAUUUAUUUUUGGGAUACUUCAUUUUGAAAUCAUAACUACUUUAGGUUGUAGAAGUAAUUGCAAUUAAAAUCAUAUUGACUUGUUUUUUUGAGUAGAAGAUGACUUGAAAAGAAUCUGAGCUUUGCACAGAAUCUCAGCUUCUUAGUCCUACAGAUACCAAAUCCUUCUGGGAAUUUUCUUUAUCUGUAUCUUCCUGGAGAGCCAUUGAAAUGGAUGGAGAGCAAAAUUUGAUUGCUGGUAGGGCCUCUUAUGCAUGUGGGGAUUGACUAACUUUUAUUCAUAUUUUACUUGUAUUAUGAUUUGCGUGUCAACCAAGUACAUUGAAGGAACUUAUCUAGGAUGAUGACUUUCCACUGGGCUUGCGUCUUGCUGCCAUUAGUAUAGCAGCUAAUCAUGAGAUUGGAAUGCAAUGUUGCUCUUGAGAAGCAACAUUCUGAAUUCCAAUUGCAUUGCACACUACAUAAUUCUAAAUUGCAAUCUAAGAUAAAUGAGCUGGAGGAAGUAGAACAAAAUACGAAAGAGGGAAAGCUUUCUAAUAGUUUAGAUCAUUCUUUAUCCGACUCCAAUGAGAGGCUGGAUUCUGCAAAGAAGGAGCUUGCUUCUAAGUUAAGGGCUAUUAUGUCACUAAAACGGAGUCUUGAUAGUGUACCUUCACAAGCUGAACUCAUUCAGUAUGAACUCCGCCUCUCUGAACUUAAUACCCAUAUUCAGGGAAAGCAUUGUCAAACUCAGAAAUACUAUGCUACUUUUAACACAUUGUUGGAAAUCAAAGAAUUGAUGCUAAAGGAAACAUCUUUACUAAAUUCCAUUAGUUCACAGUUCCAAAAUGCUAUUACUAGCCCUGCAGGUCGGGAGAAACUUAUUUCUUCCAUGGAGGGAAUUUUGCAGGGAACUCAACAGAAACUGGAAAAAGUACAACUUGCACUGGAAUCAGAGAUGGAAGUUCGUGAAAUUCGCAAGGCCAAGUAUGUUUCAACUAUUUCUGAACAAAGAAAGUGCAAUUCCCUUCUAAAAACUCUCCAGGUGGAACGUGCAAAGAACGAGAGACUUUGUCAGCAGACAUCAGAAAGCGCCCCCAGUGGCAUGCGAGAGAAGUUAUGAUUUUCGUCACUUCAGAUGAAAGUAUUGUUGCAGCAGUAUAAAAGGUCCGGUUUAAAACCGGGGAGAAGUGAAACUGGAGAGUUGAGUAUGCUAUGCUACUGAUGAUAAGCAAAGGGCAGCUUGAGCCUGGUCUGCAAAUGCAGAAUGAAUGUAUGUAUGAAUUCAGGCUAUCAAGGUAUGUUGAUUUGUGUUGUGAGCAGCAUGAAUAAUGUAUGUUACACAAUAGUAACAACAGAUAUGAACAUACAACAAUAAUAAUCCAAUGUGUUGUUUGUGUUUGAAGAGAUUUAA